AGGUAGGUACUACCUACCAGCCAGCUAAAGGUACCCAAGUCAGGUACCUAUCUAUACUCCACCGUUACCGGUAUCAGUAUCGGCAGGAGUACCGAGGCAUGUGCCUACCUCGCCGAACCUUGCCAACGCCUCGGAAACCACAAACAUUUCCUUUCCAUCGACUACCUUAUUAAUUCAACGUCUCUGUUUGAUCUUCCAGUCUCGUAGCCAGUCGCGUGACACUAUCAAACAUGAGCGACUCAGAUUCCAAUCCCGCCAUCCCAGCCUGGCAGAAGGUGCAAUCCGAUGAGAUCGAUAGCCAAAACACCGAACCGGCCCCGACACCGUCCGCAAACAGCUCAACAUCAGAGGUUGAUGCGCCAGCAGCAGAACUAACAGCAGAAGGGACAUCACAGCCGGAAAUUGUCACAGACGGUCAAGAAAGACUCGAGGUUGCGAGACGCUUUCUCGAAAAUGACGCUGUGCGACACGCGCCUCAUGAGAAGAAGGUCGAGUUCUUGAAGUCCAAGGGCAUUGACGAAGCCGAAAUACACGCGCUUCUUGGUCAAGACGAGUCCACAACAGAGACAGAGGCGCCAAUCCCAGGAACAACCAGUUCCUAUGCUCCGACACCCACCGAAACUCUCCCUCCAACACCAGCUUCCCAUCCGCCCGUCGACCGACCCCCAGUCGUCACAUACCCUGAAUUCCUUGCAAAGGCACCCCGUCCUCCCCCUCUCGUUACAAAGGAACGUCUUUUCAACGCCCUUUACGCAGUCACUGGCCUUUCCACCCUUAUCUAUGGCACAAGUCGCUACGUUAUUCGACCUAUGGUUGACAGUCAGGCCGAAGCCCGUACAGAUUUCCACGAUCUGACCUCGCGAAAACUCGAUGCCCUCGUCGCAAAGCUUGAAAAGACCGUUUCCGAGGUUCCCCCCAAGAAACCCAUCGCCACAGUCGAGGAGGAGAGCGAUGCCGAAGACCCUACGGAGAUGUUCCAUAGGGACAUGGGCACUCAAACCACAUUCCCCAUAAGCUCUGUGACAGCUAUGACAGACUCCAAGAAUAACGAGUCAGCUGCCAAACAUAACACCAAUCAACUGGGUAGUUUGAACAAGACUCUUUCUGGCCUAAAGGAUGAGUACCGUUCCCAGAGCGAAGGCAUGGAUAAGAUCAAAACUGCUGUUGAUAUGCUAAGGGAUGACCUCGACACAAUGACAUAUACUGCGUAUCCAGACCACAGUACUGGCUAUGACCUGUACGGCCGAUCACGCAAGCCCGAGCCGGAUGACGAAAUCCGCAAGGUGCGGGAUAACAUCCGGCGUGUGAAGGGAGUCUUGCUGAGCACGAGAAACUUCCCCGCCUCGGCAAGAUGAUGUAUUUCUGAAUCCAGGCUAUAAACAUGGCAAUUCAUAAUCUAUGUCGCUCUCGGAAAAGCUUUCAUAUUGUACAUUUAGUCUUUACAGUACGUUAUCGUCAUACAUAAUCAUGCCAAUAUACCCCCUACACAUCCAUCCGUCAUGGUAUCACGUAGGAAUAAACUCCUCCAUGCGGUAUCCCCUAUUUUCUUGCCUCCUGACCUCUCUUCUCUGAGCCCACAUCGGGUCGCUCAGGGACUUCGAUGAGGUGUUUCGAAAAAAACGCUGGCCACGGCAUAACCCUAAUAUGCUCGAAACCACGGCCUUCUUGUACCUGCUCAUCGUACCAGUCCAGAGUUGGUCUGAAGACAAAAUCCAUCGUUCUUCCACGGUACCCCUCACUCCUUUUAUUUUCGCAAUGCAUAAAGAGACGGUUUUUGCAUUUGGUCGGCCGAUCCAUAUUCUUCCCACGAGGAGCAUGGAAGACAAUCUUCAGGUCCUCAUCUGCCGCAUCAUCUGUCCCCGUAGGUCCAUCAACGUUCAUUGCCUGUGGAGAGGAUGACCGUGAUCUGACGGGCGGAUUUCCUGACCUGACCUCCCUCCAUCCCUGAGACCUCAUUGCUGGAUGUCCGGCUGGAAUAGAUACCUUCAGAUUCUUCAUAAGAUGCUGAAGCUGGUGGAUAGUGAUAUCGACAGGGUCGGUCAGCCCCUGUGGAAUCACAUUUGAUCCCUUAAUCCAUACUUUCACUAGCGGCAAUUUGUUGUAAGACUCUUCUGCAAGCCGUAUCAUUUCGCGUUGUGCUUCAAUAAGUUGCCCA
Fusarium verticillioides 7600 is the source of this 2155-nucleotide messenger RNA. RefSeq lists its product as hypothetical. Gene Ontology annotation, cellular component: peroxisomal importomer complex; peroxisomal membrane. Gene Ontology annotation, molecular function: signaling receptor binding. Lineage: Eukaryota; Fungi; Ascomycota; Sordariomycetes; Hypocreales; Nectriaceae. The coding region runs from base 231 to 1355 and encodes 374 amino acids. The record is from RefSeq and is a predicted model, not a curated record. The transcript is spliced from 2 exons. Gene Ontology annotation, biological process: protein import into peroxisome matrix, docking.